AUGGGAAAGCACACUAAGACCGAGGUGAAGGAACACAAUGAUAUUAAGCAUUCUUCCAAACAUAAACAUAGACACACGCAUAGGAAGGAUAAAGAAGAAAAGGAAAAAAUAAAAGUAAAUAAGAAAGAAAUUGAAGUUCAUUCAGCAAACGCUUGGGAAGAUGUGCAGUUCGAGUCCGAGGCGAAGAAAGAAAAGUUUCUCCGUCUGAUGGGAGCACAAAAGGAACGUAAACAUGCAGGAACUAUUCAAAUUGGCGAAAAACCUGUCAAACAUACUCCUGCUGGAGUUGGGGUUGAUGAACUGGGCAAGAAUCUCGAGAAGCAAUUUACCGAGGGAUUAGAACACAAAGCUCCAUGGAAUCGACACGCUGGUUUGGGAUGUGCUACUGAAGGUUCUUCAUCUCUUCAUGAGAAUCAUUCUGGAGAGGAAGAAGGCAACGCUAAGUCCUCAUUGUUGAAAGGAAAGUACAUGACUUUUGUAAAAAGCUCAGACAAAUAA
Rodentolepis nana is the source of this 498-nucleotide messenger RNA. Lineage: Eukaryota; Metazoa; Platyhelminthes; Cestoda; Cyclophyllidea; Hymenolepididae. The record is from the annotation of a GenBank genome assembly.